This is a messenger RNA of Penaeus monodon (black tiger shrimp), 1233 nucleotides long. RefSeq names its product piggyBac transposable element-derived protein 4-like. The coding region runs from base 1 to 1233 and encodes 410 amino acids. Lineage: Eukaryota; Metazoa; Arthropoda; Malacostraca; Decapoda; Penaeidae. The transcript has 3 exons. The record is from RefSeq and is a predicted model, not a curated record.
AUGUCCCCUGCUGUUUGGGACCUUUCGUUCAGCGACGUUGAUGACCCCCAGCCAUCGACGUCGGGACUCGAACGCUUGCGGAAUGCCCCAGAUCCUCUUCUAUAUCUGUAUUCUACAGAUGAAGAGGAUUAUACACCUCUGAAACUGGCUAGGACUAGCGAUCUCUCUGAAAUUGAAAUCUCCGCCCGAUUUGACGGUGACGACUCGGAUUGGGAGGGAUCCGAGUUCGACACCGAUGAGUCGGGUGUGGACGACGACUUGGAGGAAGAUUUCGACUAUGUCCCGCUGGUGGAUACCUCUCUGGAUUCCGACGAGCCCCUCGCAGAAUACGUCCGACGACAUUGGGAGUGUAAUGCUCCGGGAACUCCCUCUUUUUGUUGGUCGAAGAGGGAGAAUUUCGUCAGGCGUCACUGCUUCGAGAGGACACCAGGUGUGAAAGCACCCCUUGAAGACCCCGCUAGAAGUGUUCACCAGUGUUUUCCCAGAGGAGUUGUUCCAGACCAUUGUGGGCGAGACGAAUCGGGGUGGGAGGACACAACGGUGCGGGAAGUCCGCUCCUAUGUCGGCUUACGAUUCCUGAUGGGCCUUCAAUCGAAGAGGGACCAAAGGGAAUGGUGGUCAAUGGACCCGUUGAUGUCCUCAUCGUUGUUCGCCAAGACGAUGACCAGGGACUGCUACAAUGCCCUAACCUCCAUGCACCACUUCGCUGACAACGAAGGGGAGCACCCCGCGGAGGAUAUGCUUUGGAAGCUGCGCCCUGUGUUAGACGUCUUGGAAUCGACGUAUCGAUCCGUCUUCGUCCCGAACAAGAACGUGACCGUCGACGAGAGCUUGUGGGCCAUCAAGGGGCGUCACCACACCCUCCAGUACAACCCGAGCAAGAGGGCUCGGAGAGGGCUGAAGGUCUACAAGCUUUGCUCGUCCGACGGUCCAGAGGCAGGGCAUACGGCGGCCUUCAAGAUCUACAUGGGGCAAGACUGCGGCGUAUUUCCAUCCAGCAUGAAGGCCGUCACCGACCUGCUGGAGAAGGCAGAUCUACUCGACAAGGGGUACCAGUUACACACCAACAACUGGUACACCUCCCCGACUCUCUUCCAUUACCUGCAGACCCGGAAGACCAGUGCAGUUGCAUCUCAACCGGCGUGGCAUGCCCUCGGACCUGCAGGCGAGUCGGGGACAAAUCGAUUUCCUGUCCGGCAAGACCGGAAUGAUCUGCCUUCAGUGGGUGGAUAA